Limulus polyphemus (Atlantic horseshoe crab) is the source of this 1398-nucleotide messenger RNA. Its product is annotated as GTP-binding protein 10-like. Gene Ontology annotation, cellular component: mitochondrion. Gene Ontology annotation, molecular function: GTP binding; GTPase activity. The transcript has 9 exons. Bases 173 to 1330 code for a protein of 385 amino acids. The record is from RefSeq and is a predicted model, not a curated record. Lineage: Eukaryota; Metazoa; Arthropoda; Merostomata; Xiphosura; Limulidae.
AGAGUUGUGAGACGAAUUUUUCGGAAAAACUUAAAAGUUAAAGAGUGUAGUGCUAUUAUUGAAUACUACUACUAGUGUUUCGUGGUACUAACAAUUAUUUUAAAUUUAUGCUAAACGUUAUUUGAGAAUAAAAUAACAAGUAUUAAACAAUUGUGAAAACGAGAGCAACAAGAUGGUGCGUCUAUCUUUGCUCCUCAGAACACUUGAUGUUGCCAAGACUAAGAGGUCUAAGGUAAGAAAAAAUAGAUUCAUCGAUAGUCUUAGAAUUCAUGUGAAAGCUGGUGCAGGAGGUAUGGGAUUACCAAAAUUUGGUGGAAUGGGAGGAAAAGGUGGUGAUGUUUAUAUAGAAGCCAAAGAGAACAUUGAACUUAAGUAUAUCAAGGACAAGUGGCCAAAUAAACGUUUUAAAGCAGGAAUUGGACAAAAUAGCAGAGUGUACAGAAUACUUGGGGAACCUGGUGAGGACCUUACCAUUCCCGCACCUGUUGGGUUGACUGUCAUUAGUGAACACGGAAGAGUUCUAGCUGACCUCAACAAAGAUGGGGACCGUGUCCUUGUAGCAGCUGGUGGAGUUGGAGGAGGUCCACAAAAUCAGUUUAGUGGGCAAAAGGGGCAGACUCAAUCUUUGACUCUUGACCUUAAACUCAUUGCUGAUGUUGGACUAGUAGGAUUUCCUAAUGCUGGGAAGUCGACUUUAUUGAAGGCAUUAUCACGAGCUUCUCCAAAAAUAGCAAAUUAUCCAUUCACAACAAUUACACCUAAUUUGGGAGUAAUGAUGUACAACGACCUCAGACAGAUCUCAGUAGCAGAUCUGCCAGGACUUAUAGAAGGAGCUCAUAGGAAUUAUGGGAUGGGCCAUAAAUUUUUAAAACACCUCGUGAGAACAAGACUGCUAAUGUUUGUUGUGGACAUUGGAGGUUUUCGUCUCAAGCCUCAAUCACCAUUCAGGUCAGCAUUGGAGACAAUUUUUCUCCUGAAUCAGGAGCUUGAGUUAUAUAAAGAAGACUUAACUGUGAAACCUGCCCUCCUAGCCAUAACAAAAAUGGACACAAAGGAUGCAGAAAAAAAGUUUCAGAAGUUAAAAGAGGAAAUCAACUAUUAUAAGGAAUAUCCAGAGGAAUUACCAGAUGAGCUAAAAUCCAGACAUUUUGUGGGAUUUGAUGAUGUAAUUCCUAUUUGUGCUACAAAAGCAGUUAACAUUGUGCAUCUUCAGCAGCGUAUCAGAGAGAUUAUUGAUUUUCACGUGGAGAUCAAAACUUCCCAGAAAGACGGUCAAUGCACUGAAAUAGCUAUCCCUAAAAAUGAACAAGAAAGCAUUCAGUUGUUUUGAUUUCAUAGUUAUUGUGUAAAUACACUUGUAUCAAGCUUGAGAUAAUAAACAGAUAUCCUUUCAGUUGA